UGUUGGACUUUGCUAACGGAUUAUUCUGUUGCCAUUAAAGUGUCGAGCACCAGUUAGCGCCGCAAGCUAAUUAGCGCCCCUACCAGGAUGCUAUCAAGCAGGGAGAUAAACAUCUUUGCCUUUUUCGCUCACGCACGUCAGCGCAUGCGUCAGUCAAUGUCAUGGUAACAAAUGCUCGGCUCGGCCGAGUCUAUAUAAGGCGCGCAGACGUUAGGAAUUCCCCUUUUGCAUUUGGAUACUGACUUACAGAAGCAAACAACGAUAGAUCAACAAACGAGCAAGAAGAUGGCUCAAAAAAAGAAUCGUGUCAAUAGCCAGAGAGAAGAAGAGGUCAUUAAAGGAAUAAUGGAAGAGGAGCGAGUAAAUUGGGCCUCCUCAUACAUUCAAGAGCGUCGCGAGCAGUUGCAGAACAUGCUAAGAAGCCUGGACAAAAAUGCUGCAUGGAUGACAGAAAAUGAAAAGAUCGAGAGAGUGUACUUGAAAGAUCAAAUUGAAUCUCGCAUACAAAUGGAUGCUGUGCAGUAUGAGAAAGAAAUGGAGAAAGAAAGACAGAAACAGCAGCAAGAGAAACGGAAAAAGGAGAUUCAUAAGAAAUAUGAAAGAUACAUCAGUGCCAACAAUGAGCUUCCAGACCUUAUAGAAAAGAGAAGGUUGAAAUUAGAGAAGAUGAAGGAAGUAAUGACACUGAAGCAAGAAGUGGCAAAACAGCAAAGAUGGGAGAAAGAAAUGGAACUGCGAGAGACCUUUGACAAGUGGAUGAAGAAAGAGCAGAUGAAAGAGCUAAAGAGAAGGGAGAAGUGGCAGAAGAAGGAAGAUGAAAUCGAGGAGAAGGAAGAGAAAGAGAGACAGCAAAUGACCAUGAAGAAUGCAAAAAAGCAACGGAAGAUGGAAAUGAGAAGAGAGAAAGCUGUGAAGAAAAUGGUUGAAAAGGAGAUCAAAAAGGAGGAUGAAAGACUGAAACUGGAAGAGGAGAGGAGGAAAAAAGAAGAAAGAGAAGAGCAGAAAAAGGAGAAGAAGGAGAAAAAGCAGGAAAUGAAGAAAAGCAUAAAAGAGGCAGAGAAACUAAGACAACUGUGUGAGAAAGAGCGAAAAAAGUACCUGGAAAAGGAAAGAAGAGAAAACAAAACCAAAGAAGAACAGAGAAAAGGAAAACAUCCAGAAGACUUUCAGGAUGAAGAGGAGAGGAAGCUGGAGAGGCUGACGCACAACACUAGGAGAUUUGUUGCCUGGGACAUCACUUGUAAAAAUGCCACCACCCAACAACAGAGCGCCAGUUUGAAAGGCGCUCCCUUCCCAAGGAUGGACCGUUGUAUAGGCCCCGUGUCCCUGGAGGUCAUCCUGGUGGAAGACGUGGAGGACGUCCUCAUCCUGUGCAUAUAGUCAUCAGUCUCCAGCUGAAGCUCAGGCACGUGCCGCGCGAGCUCCAGCUCCAGCUCCAGCUCCAGCUCCAGCUCCAGCUCCAGCUCCAGCUCCAGCUCCAGCUCCAGCUCCAGCUCCAGCUCAGCCACAUGUCGCGCACUUGUGCUUCUGAAGUUAAUGUUCACACAGAUGCAGCUGUGGAGGCCGGAGAACUUCAUUCAGCACCUUUAUAACAGAGAUGAGAUGCUGACUCCAUAUCAGAUAGAGGGACCAUAGGACCACCUGGAGAACUGUUGUCACUUGUGUUCCCGGAGGCUCAAUAACACCCUGCACCUCUUCCUCCAGCCUCAACUCCAGAUGAAGAGGGGCCUCUGAAUCCCAACCACAUAGUGCAAGUGACUGAAUCACUGCUUCCUCUGUGCUGUUGGGUUUGGAAGCUCUUCACACAAACAUCGGUAACUCACUGCUGGUCUCCCUCUGCCAGCAGAAGACCGUCAAGGCCAGCCAUGUCUUUACCCUCAGAGUCGGAACCGAGUCCAUCCAGCAUCCCGUCUUUGGGGAUUCUGGAGCAGACGCCAGCCUUAUUGAUGCGGAGCUAGCCGAGGGGCUAGGGGUAGCCACUUCACCCAUUUCAACCUUACCUUGACAUAACUCUAGUGAAUUGGCUCUAUAAUGAAAUUGAAUUGAAUCCGAUACAAAUUUCAAUAAAUACAUUUGAUGUUAAACAUAUCGUUUUCUUUGUAUUGCUAAGUUCCACUGUGAGAUUGUGAAUGUUAGUAAAAAUCCUUCUACUUAGGAUAUAACUUUGUCUAUUUGAUUCUGCUUCAUCAAAAGCUCUAAGAUUUUACCACUUUACGAGUGGUGGGUGUGAAAGUGCAAAGAAUGAGUUUUAGAUUUAUUCAAGACAUUUGCACAGACAAAUCUACUGAAGAAGUGGCAUAACUGUACUGUAGCUAAAUGUACAAUAGUACCAGUAGUUCCACUCCUCUAUUGUAGCUAUGACUUGCCUGUAGUUACGUUUCAAGUUUUUAUCCAACAUUUGUUCUUGUUUAAAUGUUGUUCUUUGUGUUUCUGGAUGUCCUGAUGAGAUUUGUACAAGCAGACUUGAAGCUACUAUACAACGUCUUAAUGUACAGAAGCCAACACUUCCUAACCACCUUUUAUCACUUCGUUAUUGAGUGCUUGCUUUCUCCGUCACCUCCUGGUUUAAUUCCAUUAGCCUGCAAAGAAAGAAAUCUGUCGGGACCUCUCACAUCCUAACUCCCAUGUUCCAGUGGUUCCCAUCAGGACACAGACUGUCCCUGAUGCAGGACUCAAAGGAGGAGAAACACUGUAAACCCAGCAGUAGUUAUCCAUCUGAACGCUGUCCUGUACAAUGAUGCUUUUAAUUGAUCCUAUUAGUAAUAUUAAUUUUCCGGAAUGCUCCUUAAUUGGCCUUCAGUGAUAAUAGAGAUGAAGUGUUUAAAAUUGAAUUGAUCAAUACAUUAUAAAUACAUGAAAUACUUAUGUAUAAAUUAUUAAAUUUAUAUUAUUAUUUCGCUCA
Molecule: messenger RNA, 2902 nt
Organism: Betta splendens (Siamese fighting fish)
Lineage: Eukaryota; Metazoa; Chordata; Actinopteri; Anabantiformes; Osphronemidae
Product: golgin subfamily A member 6-like protein 6
Exons: 7
Coding region: 286-1380 (364 amino acids)
Source: RefSeq, a predicted model, not a curated record